This is a messenger RNA of Rubroshorea leprosula, 1816 nucleotides long. The record is from the annotation of a GenBank genome assembly. Lineage: Eukaryota; Viridiplantae; Streptophyta; Magnoliopsida; Malvales; Dipterocarpaceae.
UUUCUUAUUGAAUCCUUUUUACUGUUUAUAUUCAUCAAUUCUGAUUGGCAGGCUGGCUGACUCUAACCAAUUUUUCACUAUACUGAGUCAUUGGGAGUUGGGGUAUAUGAAAAGGCUGUUAGCUAUGAUCUGUCAAGAGACACCAAGCAGGUCAUAAAACCUGAAUUGACUGGACUGCUGGGUGCUCGUCUUUUUGAUAAAGCUGUUAUGUACAAAUCAACAAUGGUAGUAGAGCCUGUUUGUUUUGAGUUUCCUGAAUUCAAGGGCAACUCACGUCGUGACUAUUGGUUGGAUAUAUCUUUGGAGAUCCUGCAUGCUCCCAGGUUUAUCAGGAAAAACAACUUCAGGGGGAUUCAUCAGUCAGAGGUACUUGCAAGAGCUGCAUUAGGCAUCUUUCGUUAUCGUGCGGUUAGGGAAGCUUUCCACUUCUUCUCAUCCCAGUACAAAACCAACCUUACUUUUAACCUGGCUGAAAGUCUUCCCUGAGGAGAUAUGAUUUUGGAAACUCUUUCUAGUUAUUUGGUGCUUCUAGAUCCCAAAUCUUCCCCAUGUAAUGUCAAAUAAUCAGGGAAGCUAUCUCCAGUUUCACUUCUGACACUUGGUCAACUGGGAUUUAUUGUACAGAAGGAUAAGAAUCAGGAUGGUGAAGUGUUAACAGUGGGAGAUAUUCGUGUUGGGGAGACUAAUCCCUUAUAGAUAGCAGUUAAAGAGUCACUAUCAAACAUGCUCAGGGUUGAAGCUGCACAGGCAACAGUUGAACAAGUAAAGGUGGACAGAAUUGACACAAAUCUUGCCGUCACGAAGGAACUAUUAUUUCCUGCUAUUGGCUUAAGUGCUCAUGUUCAACUUUUAGCUUCUUGGAAAGACCCUUUUAAGUCAUCAGUCUUUCUGGGGUUCACCAGCCAUGCUAUUUUAAGGUGCAAGGAGGAUGCUAUUUUGGUUUCCCCUGUGGGUCAGCUGAUUACUUCAUGCUAUGAACCUGAAACCUAAAAAGAAUUUAUUGAAACCAAUUUCUGCUGCGUCUUUUUUGUUUCUCAUUUUUUGGGGGACAAGCAUGGGCACAGGUGUGCAAUUUUAUAAUCACAUCCUUGGACCAUCAAAAAGAAAGAGUCAUAAGGUAGAAAGAGUCAUAAGGUAGGAAUUCUCCCUGAUGCUUUUUGCACUUGUUAGCCUUUUAGAAGAAGAGCACUUUCACCAUAGGGCUGUCAAUUUGUCAUAGAAUUUACAUUGCCUUAGUAUGGUGGUCUCAAUUGACCUGUUGAAUGUUGUCUGUCCAAUAGCAUAUUAUUCUUCAUUUGAUGUGGCAGGUUCAGCAACUCAAACCUAGAUGGGCUCCAAUAUGUUGAUUUUUCUGAGCAGAGUGACUUAACAGUUUUGACUUGGUUUUUUCUCCUCUUUUCUUUUGUUUUCUCUUUGUUAAUUUAUACUUCAUGUGAAAUACCAUCUUCAAAGAACAAAUGCAGUUUUUAACGCAUGCUAGUAGGAGCACACACAAACAAACCAAAACAGCAAUAUCUUUAAAUAAAUAAAAGACAGUGAUUGGUACGCCAUUUGAUUUAACACAGUCUGCAACACACUCAUUAAACGAUUAUUAUUUUCAAAUUUGAAUUAAAGGCAGGGAAAUUUUCAAGUGCAGAUUUUAAUGGCUGAACUGGUGAGUAUCGGCAAGUGUGUUGAAAUGGAGAUGUACCAAUCAUUUUCAAAAAUAAAUCAUUCAAGAAUCAAGAUGCUCCUUUGCUGUGGAGAACAACUUUAUUUUGUAUGUUUAUCUAUUCUAGUUUGUACCGUACAACUAUAAUCAAGUAAUGCAUCUUCG